Messenger RNA from Belonocnema kinseyi, 8057 nucleotides. It is a transcript of the gene dop, whose product is annotated as microtubule-associated serine/threonine-protein kinase 2. The transcript has 21 exons. Gene Ontology annotation, biological process: peptidyl-serine phosphorylation; intracellular signal transduction. The record is from RefSeq and is a predicted model, not a curated record. NCBI's taxonomy places the organism in Eukaryota, Metazoa, Arthropoda, Insecta, Hymenoptera, Cynipidae. Gene Ontology annotation, molecular function: protein serine/threonine kinase activity; protein binding; magnesium ion binding. Bases 341 to 4930 code for a protein of 1529 amino acids.
CCCUGCGAAAGGCGAUUGCAAUUGCAUGAGUGUUUGUGUCCGUGUCCGUCAUGAGAUGAGUCAGAAUUCAUGGUCGCCUCGCGUUUCGUAAUUAGUUUCCCUCCUCUCAAAAAAAAAUGCGAUUGUGAUUUUAAGAGCCCCAAUUUCCAGAGGUUCCCGGGAACGCUCAUCUGUCAUGAUGGGUUUUGGAGCCGAAAUACAUAAUUUUCUCGUUGAAUUCCCAUCCGUCCCAUUUGUCAAGUCCACUGUGCGCGCUUAGUGUCGUGUUCGGUACUCCUUCUCGUCGAAUCCCCCUUGUCUGACUAUUUCUGCGAGAUUUUUCAGGAAUCAAGCAAUCACAAUGGAUCAAGCAAGGAAUCGGCCUAGUAGACCUCGCCUUCGCUCACAUAACAAUCCGGCUCGUGUACUUGUCUUUGAUCAAGUCGAAUCGGAAGAUGUACCAUCAAAGUCAGAAGCAGAGACUUCUCGGCGACCGUUGCCACCAAAGGUCGAGAGUAUAGAAGCCCCUGUUCGACCAGUUAGUGGUGAGAUAUCGAACCUGGUGCGCAUGAGAAAUUCUGCAAUUGGAAAAUCUGCGCCUUCUCUCUCAGUUCACAUGCGUGAUUUUAACAUACCUCGACGUGUAGCGAAGGCAGCUCAUCGCAAAUCGUUCAUUUCGACAACUUCGCCUACUUUACCACGAUGUAAUUCACCUCUAUCAGCAUUCGUUCCGAUUGUAGGCAGUCCCCUGGAGAGCCCCAGGAUGUCAUCCAGUCCUCAUUUUGCUUUUGCUCCAAUUAAAAGGAUUGGAGGAGGAGCUUCAGGAUCAGCAGAUGGAAGACGAUGGUCGGUUGCAAGUUUACCAUCCAGUGGAUAUGGAACAACUCCUGGCUCGAGUAAUGUUUCGUCGCAGUGUUCCAGCCAAGAACGUUUACACCAAUUACCAAACAUCCCCACGAAAGAUGAAUUACGAAUGCUUUCCUGUCAUUUUUCCAAACCCGGUACACCUUGUUCUUCCCACCCAGGAUUCCCCGGUACAAAUUUUUCUGGCAUUCCUGGGCAUGGAUCUAGUCUUGAUGAAGAGGGUCGGAUGUCGCCUUUGCAUCGUCCUCGUUCUCGAAGUUUAAGUAGUCCAAGUCGAUCUCCAGUCAUGGACAAUGAAAUUGUUAUGAUGAACACUCUCUACAAAGAACGGUUCCCGAAGGCAACACAACAAAUGGAAGAGCGUUUGACGAAUUUCAUUAACGAGAAUAAGGAGAUUGACGAGUAUGAGGUAGUUACUCACAUGACGCCAGAUUCUCUGCCAAUUUUACGAUUUGUGCAUCAUCAAGUCAUAGAAAUGGCACGAGAUUGUCUACAAAAAUCUCAGGAAAAGCUAAUAACGACUAGGUACUUUUACGAAAUGAGCGAAAAUUUGGAACACUUGUUAAUGGAGACUAAGGACAAGUCUCUAGAGGCAGCCACAAGAUUAACGGGAUUGAUAAAAAAGUUACUUUUGAUAAUAUCUCGACCUGCUAGACUCUUGGAAUGCCUCGAGUUCGACCCUGAAGAAUUUUAUCAUCUGCUCGAACAGGCCGAAGGACAGGCCAAGUUUACUGCAGGAAUUAAGACUGACAUUCCCCAAUACAUCAUUAACAAAUUAUCCCUGAACAGAGAUCCAAUUUCAGUUUCACGAGUUCACAUUUUGGCCGUGUGUGAAGAAUCCCAAUACUUACUUGUCUGGUUUCAAGUCACGGUGGACGAUUCCGUAACUGUUUUGCUCAUCACUGCGCUGGGUCAUAUUAAACUCACAGAUUUCGGUCUCAGCAAAAUGGGUCUUAUGUCCUUGGCGACCAAUCUAUACGAGGGUUACUUGGAUAGAGAUACGAGACAGUUUUCGGAUAAGCAAGUGUUUGGCACACCAGAGUACAUUGCGCCAGAAGUUAUUCUUCGUCAAGGAUAUGGAAAGCCGGUAGAUUGGUGGUCUAUGGGAAUCAUACUUUACGAGUUCCUUAUUGGCUGCGUGCCUUUCUUUGGAGAAACGCCCGAGGAAUUGUUCGCGCAUACUGUGAAUGAUGAUAUUGAAUGGCCUGAUGAAGAAGAUUGGCCAGUGCAACCAGAGGCUAAGGAUAUCAUAACCGCGUUAUUACAACAAAGUCCUCGAGACCGGUUAGGAACUGGCGGUUCUCAUGAUGUUAAAGACCAUCCUUAUUUCUGUGGAGUAAAUUGGAAUAGUCUACUUCGACAAAAAGCCGAAUUCGUCCCUCAGUUGUCAAACGAUGAGGAUACAAGUUACUUCGACACUCGAAUGGAUCGUUACAAUCAUGAUUUAGGAGAUGACACUGACGAUACUGAUGAUUCUCCCCUAUUCGGCUCUUUCUCCUCCUACUCGCCACAAUCGCGCAAGAUUUCUCAAACACGUCCCCACUUGAAUACAGAAUCUGAUUUAGAUUUCACAAAGAAGCAAUUAUUCCCCACCGAAGUCGAAAGGACAAUCUCACAAUUGUCUCCCAGUUCUUCAGUCUCGGUUUCCCCGCCCUCGAAACUCGCAGAGAAAAUUCAAAGUAUUGAGAAAACUCCACCCAUUAAAAGCAGCCCUCUCGCCAAAUCUGAAAAGUCUGAUUCUUCAUUUGGAAGCCCUGCUACAAUUACUGCUGUAGACUCACAAUUAGCCGUCGUUAAAAAUGAGGUAGCGGGAGGAACUUCAAUCUGCCUUAGUACUCCGGAUUCCUCACAAACAGAGUCGGACGAUAUUAGUCCUCAGAUCCAGAGGAAGCGACACGUACAUUCCCGGGAUAAGUUACCCAGGUUCAGUAUUUCCAUUCACGGUGAUGAAACAUUGGAUUUGGCAGCAGCUCAUAGAGAUGCAGCAGACGACAAACAUAACUCAAGUACUGACUCAUUCGAAUCAUUUACAACAGCACUGCCUCUUUUGCCAACUGGAAAGCAAAAGUCUCGGUCCGUUAUUAAAUCUGCAUCGACUAGUGGAUUAUCUUUGGUUAUACCGGCCAGCGACUUUUCUUAUGAUGCUUCAGGGGGUAAUCAACAUAUUGAAUCACCAGGUGGAUCAUCAACUGCAUCUUCACGUGAUACUUCACCUUGUCGAGAGCUGAGUCCUCUCGUAACAAGUCUAAAGCCUCCGAUUAUAAUUCGAAGAGGCCCUCGAGGUUUUGGAUUCACGGUCCACACGAUCAGAGUUUAUUACGGUGACAGUGACUUUUACACGAUGCAUCAUUUAGUUAUGGCAGUGGAUCCGUCCAGCCCUGCUUUCGAGGCUGGAUUGAGACCCGGAGAUUUGAUAACUCAUAUAAAUGGGGAGCCAGUUCAAGGCUUGUAUCACACGCAAGUAUUGCAGCUUAUGUUGAGUGGCGGGGACCACGUGACUUUAAGAAGUACGCCGCUCGAAAAUACGAGCAUAAAAUCUGGAGGUCGAAGGCGAGAACUUACGCAGAGUAAAAUGGCGAGAAAAACUUUGCACAGGCAGCGAAAGCAGAAACGGGAUCAUUCUGACAAGAAGCGGAAAACUUCACUCUUCAGAAGAAUUAGCUCAAAACGCGCAAGCGUUGAGAUGCAACAGCCAUUAAGUAUCAGUUGUCCCUUGUCAGCACCCAUUCUACCCAGUGACAGCAAACCUCCACUUAUGAUGGCAGUUGGAAUGUGUUCUCCUUCAAUGGUAUCAGCCAGUCGAUCAUUCCAGUCGUUCACGCGGUCUCUUCCUGCUCAGCAAGAUUCAUUCCUCUACUACGGAGGGUCUUCUUCUAAGGCUGCUUGUAAUCCGUCCUCAUCGACAAACCGUCCCAGCACCGAAUCUUAUCACUCCGCUGGAACUUCAAGCCCGUGUUCCAGUCCAAGCUCUUCAUCCCCAGGCUCCAGUACUUCCAUUGUGAACAUGUCGAAUAUGACCAGUCAGUCCCAUUAUCAGAGACCAAGUACUUUGCAUGGUUUGAAGCACAAGCUUCACACUGCUGCUAAGAAUAUUCACUCUCCGAAUCGCAGAAAAUCUGUGGGGCAUAUUCCGCUAUCGCCUUUGGCAAGAACUCCUAGUCCUUCACCCAUACCUGCCAGUCCCACCAGGAGUCCCAGUCCUUUGACAUUUCCAACUGGACAUCAGCCGGGCAGUUCCAACACUACUCAGUCUUAUAGUCCAGGAGUUUCAAUGUCAACUCCGAACAAUCAAAAGAAGGGUUUUAAUCGACCGAAAUCUGCAGAACCUGGCUCGCCCUUACUGAGACGUGCACUUAGUCCAGACAGACUGCAUCCUCGUUCGGCCGAGAACAAAACUUCGAUCUCACCACUAGCGAAUACUGUAGUAAAAGUUAAUCCGCGCGUAACGAUCGCACAAACGUCCAGUCUUGAAACUACAGAAGAAGUGGGUGACGCCACUAAAGAAAGUAAUGAAUCUAAGUCUGAUAAAAAGGUAGCGGGUGAACAGAAAGUUGCCCAAGAUUAUUCUAAGCUAACUCACGGGAUAUCGAUCAAUAUUGGAAAUGUGGGCAUGUCGAAUUCGUGUGGAAGCACUCAGUUGCCGAGAAUUGCAGAGGAAAAAGAUUCACCAACUGGCACGAAAAGCGACGAUUACUCAGCGAGAGUAAGUGGAAUUUCUGAAAACAGAGCGAAAGAUUUUACAGCGAAGACUCAACAAGUUUUCGAACCAGUGAAUAUUAAAGAUCUUCAAUGGAGAGGAAGUAAGGGUGAAACAUCGACUGAUAAAGAGUCUACACCUGCCCAUAAAAAAAGUAACGAAAAAAGCGAAGUGUCUUCAACGAACUUUGAUAAACAUACUGCAAGCUCCUCCUCUUCGUCGGGUAAGCCUAAUACUUUCGAGGCAGCAAUCUCCAAUAAAAUUUUCGCGGAAAGCAGUCCAGAGGGAAAAAAAAUUUUAAAACGAUAUAAAUUUGAUGGUUUAAGUUUCGGAUCGAGCUCUCACGAAAAGACAAGACAAGAGUCGGUAGAAAGUAAGAAAAACAAAUAAGUUAGUCUCUUGUUGUUUGCUCUUUUCUUAGUUUUAAUUAUAGUUCGUACUUUGUAAUUUCUAUUCAAAUCUAUUCAUGUACAAGGCGAUUCGAUUUCGUUGGUAAUCUCUAGUCAAACUUUCAAGAAAGUGCUUUUCGUGUUAAAUGAACUGUUCUCAAAGUAUGAGAUAUAAUAAAAAUCGAAAUUUGAUAGGGAACUUUUCGAGAGCCUCUUAAGAGAAAAAUCACAUUCUUUUAACAACGAAAACAAAAAAUGAAUUUUCAUUGAAAGGAACUUGUCAAAUUUUGCUUUCUUAGUUCUCUCGUAUAAACAAAACUAAAGCUGGUUCGAUGCUGAUAGUUUCUUCAGUAGGAAACCAAUAUUACAGUAUAAACUCGUGCAGCUUUUAAUUCACAUAAUAGUCAGUGUAAAUUACACGUUUAUAAAUAAUUGAUGGCUUCACAUCAAACAAAGAAUGCACCCGAUUCUUAUCUCGUAUUUCACUGUUUGUUGAAUCAACUACGUUUAAUUAAUGCAGUCCGCAAAUAUUUCCUCUUUGAAAUAACUGCUUAAAGUUCAAAGCGGGCGGUUUAGUCUCGACCCGAGCGCUUCGCGUUUCGAGCGUAUUUUACAUACGUUUAGUGCUCGGCAUAGACGCUUUGCGAUCGAUGCGAGCAAUCAGCAAUCGAACACAAAUUCUACAUGAUUAUAAAAGUACUCGAAAGUAUUUAGGAACUUUUCUGGUUGGCAUUCGGAACAUUAUCACAUUUUUUAAGGGUCUGAUAAAUUAAGGUUUAUUUAUUUCAUUCUAAAAAUUGACUCCUUAAGCGAUUAAGAUUAUCUAAUCCGAAUUAAAAAAGAAAAAAAAGUUUUUAAUCAAAAAGUGGACUGAUGCAGAAAGCUUAAGCUUGGAUGAAACACGAUCGAGAUUAUGAUCGAAAGAUCGAAAUAUCCUCCGAAUUUUAUGAAACUGCUUUCAGUGCCAAUCACUCUUGAUAUGCGUGCACGAAGUAAUAUUAAUUAUUGAUUGUCGGUUUAAGAAUAAUGUAAGCUCCUAGCACACUUAAGUAGAUAUAUCCAAGGUGUAUCAAUGUCGGAUUUCUACACUGUAAAUAUGUAAAUGUUUUUACGAAUACACGCUGGAUAGUGGUUGCAAGUAUAUCUGAAAACUUCCCUGACUUAAUCAAGGGUUUUUGCUCGUAGAGCUCCUAAAAAUGCAGGUCACAGCGAAUCUCCGUCCUCGAGUUCAUCUGCUCUUAAAGUGAGAUUUUUUUGCCUUCGCUUAAAAUUAAAACUUGAGUUUUACUCUUGAUAAUAAAUUUAGUAUUUAAAAUUUAAAUGCUUAAGAACAACUGACAGCAGUCGGAUUGUCGCUCAGUGUCUUUCGUCGUGUGAUACAUUUACAAGAUGAUAGACUUGUAAGUUUUCGGAUUAGACUGAUCACUAUCCUGUUCACAUUUAUCGCUAGCCGUAAGAUUCCCUCUUCCUUUAUCUAAUCUACUUUUAAUUUCAUAAUCGCAUAUCGUAUCUAAACGUAAGUGCGAAAGUGUGUUUAUUAUAAAAGUAUGAUUCUGUACUCUAGUUUGAUUAAGAAUGGAAGUAAGGUAAGAUAUGAAAAACAGUUUCAAUCUGAAAAAUUCUGAAGCUCUCCGACUUUUGGAAUGGAAAAAUUAAGUUAGUUCUUACGAAGCAAUUUUGGCUUCAAAGAUUUUCUUAGCAAGCAUAUGUUAAUGCGCUGGUCGCUUAAGUUUUUAUUGGUGACGUUUAUUAUAAAUAAAAUUCAUCUAUUUGUAGGUUCAAUUGUUAGAAUUCAGUUUGCAUGUUUAUCUGUUUUGUUAAUUGGAAUUUACAAAAUGGCAAUUUGUAGGCCUUUAAAUGUCAUUAAAACUUGAUAAAUUCUUAUUUCGAUUUAUCAAAAUUGAAUCCCAUGAGCUUUCAAGUAUAAAAAACUUUUCCUGGAAUUGAAAAAUUGAUUUUUCAAGGAUGUCAAUUUUAAAUGUUUUCAAACUCGCAUGUUUUUCAAUUUAAAAGCUUUUACUUAAAAUAAAAUUAAAGUUUACGUAAUUUAAAAAAUGGACCGCAUUUAAAUUAGACCUUUCAAAAUCUAAAUUCCUUUAAAUUUCAGUCAAGAAACUAGAAUUUUUCCUAAUACAGAAUAUAUCGGAAAUUAAACAUUUUCCGAGGAGUGAUGACGCUACUUUAUUUAUAUAGUGAAAAAAGUUUUGGAACUACUCUAGUUUAAGUAUUUUGUUGUGCAUAAUACUAAAAUGUGUUAAUUAGUUUAUAAAAUAAUUUGUGUUAAAAAUGGAACAUGCGGUUGUAUGGUUAAUAUUAUACAAGACGCUUUGUUAAAUUGUUUUAAAAGUCAGAGACUGUCAGAAUAUUCUCAGUCAGAUAGCUGUUUUGGUUGAUUAAUUUUCUGGGGAGAGUGUAGUUUUGUCAGAGCAAUUGACGGAAGGGAAGAAAACAUGCUAUUGUUAAUCACAGAUUUUUGUUAUCUAUUUCGCUCAACUUACACUGAAUUGUGUAGUAUAAUAUCAAAAGCGAAAUAAUUUAUUAUAACUAAUAAAUGGAAUAGUUGCAAUUGUAAGAUGCCGACAUAGACCAUCUUAUAUUAUCAUAUAGACACGAAUGAAGUAGUACGGAAUUUGAUGUAAUCUGAAUAAUUCUGGAAGAAGCAUAAUUUUUGGUUAUUUUUAGAAAAUCCUCAACAUUAUAUUAAACAGAGAGGAGAUUAAAACGAUGAGUUUGAAUUAAACGUAUAAUCACGUUAGUAAUAUUAUUUUUUCGAAAACUUAAAGAAGAUGUAGAUCUGAAAAAAUGUUUCCGGCAAGUUUCGCGGUUUCGAGGAGAAUGUAUGUGAUAAGUAUGUAGGCUGUAUGUAGAUUGUAUUUGAAUUUUAUAGUGCACCUUAAUUUUUUAAAGUGCUCCAUUCUACUCGUAUGCUUCAUCUUGAAAAUUGAGGCGAAUUCAGUGAUAUAUAGGAACAUAAUAUUGUCGAUGAUAAAAUAUCCUCUCAAAGUAAACGAAUCUUACAUGUUCAUAUUUUUAGCAGUAUAGCAUAGUAACUGUUUUUCGUUAUAAUUUCCAAUUGGCGCGAUAUUGUAGACGAAUCCGAACUUUUGUAAUAAAACGUUACGAAAAUA